UCUUUCCCCCCCCUUCCAUUUGGAGCGGGAUGGAAGAGGGUGUCUGCAUUUGGUGAGCAUCUAUCGGCUGGAUCGGAGCAGGGUGGGGAAUUUUUUUUUUUUUAACAAUUGAUGUUGAUCGCAAGGAAUUUGUCGAUUUAACCAUUUCGUCGAGCAUCCGAGGCACUGAUAAGACGUUUGCGAGAGAAGAUGCCUCAUAGGUUAGGCGUCAGGUAGGGCGCAAUCUAAUUGCUCCAGCCCGAGAAAGCGAAGAUUUCCUUAAAAUUUUGGUCACUAUUUUUGAUUUUGUAUACCCUCCGGACUACAAGAUGAUACACUUGAAACACCAUACGGCUUCGAAAAACGGGCUGAUGCUAUAGCUGCUACUGUGGAUGGUACACACCUAAAGACCAAGUAGCUGCAGGAUGAAAACAUGGCUGCACCCCUUCUUCCUCCAGGACCUGAUAGCUUCAAGAAGUUUACUGUGGAAUCUUUGAAGACCCUUGAGCAGCGCAUCGCUGAGGAGAAGAACAGGAAGCCACCUAAACAGGACAGCAGCUACCGCGACGAUGAUGACGAGAACAAGCCCAGGCCCAACAGCGACCUGGAGGCUGGGAAGAGCCUGCCCUACAUCUAUGGGGACACCCCUAAAGGAAUGGUGGCGGUACCACUGGAGGAUCUGGACCCAUACUACCUGAAUACUCAGAAA
Molecule: messenger RNA, 688 nt
Organism: Micropterus salmoides (largemouth bass)
Lineage: Eukaryota; Metazoa; Chordata; Actinopteri; Centrarchiformes; Centrarchidae
Product: sodium channel protein type 8 subunit alpha-like
Biological process (GO): sodium ion transmembrane transport; neuronal action potential; membrane depolarization during action potential
Cellular component (GO): plasma membrane; voltage-gated sodium channel complex; axon
Molecular function (GO): voltage-gated sodium channel activity
Source: RefSeq, a predicted model, not a curated record